Tachyglossus aculeatus (Australian echidna) is the source of this 1948-nucleotide messenger RNA. RefSeq names its product angiopoietin-related protein 7-like. The transcript has 4 exons. Bases 366 to 1016 code for a protein of 216 amino acids. The record is from RefSeq and is a predicted model, not a curated record. NCBI's taxonomy places the organism in Eukaryota, Metazoa, Chordata, Mammalia, Monotremata, Tachyglossidae.
GCCGAGACCCCCCUGCCCCCCGUCCCAUGACCUUCCUCAAUCACUAGUCUUUUCUGAGUGCCCCUGCGUGACGAGCCCCGUACUGAACGCUGGGGAAAAAUGACAGAUUCCCUGUUUUCAAGCAACUCACAACCUAAUAUGGGGAGGGCAGAGGGAAGAUAGACAGACAGAUACACACACACAAUCCAUUUACCCACACUUGGAGGAGGAGGGGAGAACCUACGCUCUCCUUGUUGGAUUUCACUGUCAGCAGCGCCAUUUUGUGUAGGAAGGACAAGGGCAAUCCAAGUAUAUUGGUGGAACGUGUCCAAAAAACCAUUCGUAACUACUCUCCUUCCACCCCAGCGGAAUGCGCGUCCAUCUACAUGAGCGGUGGCCGAAAGACGGGUGUCUACAGUGUCUGGCCCUCGCCGGGAGGGCAGCCCAUCACUGUCCUCUGUGAGAUGGACACUGAAGGUGGUGGCUGGACAGUGAUCCAGCGGCGGCAGAACGGGUCUGUGAACUUCAGCCGGACUUGGGGCGAGUACCGGGACGGCUUUGGGAGUCCACAGCAUGAGUUCUGGCUCGGAAACCACCACAUUCACCGGCUGACCAGCCGUGACCACUACGUGCUCCGCAUCAACCUGGAAGAUUGGGACGGCCAGCACAAACACGCUUUCUACCAGUGCUUCAGCAUCGAGGAUGAGGCCAACGACUUCCGCUUGCACGUGGCCGGCUUUAGCGGCACCAUCCAGGAUGCGUUGGCCUGGUACCAUGACAAACGUGGUUUCAGCACGCCUGGCUCAGGCAGCCUCUGUGCCGACCUCGCCCGCGGUGGCUGGUGGUAUCACCGAUGCUUCUUCUCCAACCUGAACGGCGUCUACUACAAGGGCGGUCAUUAUACAGCUCAGAGCCAGGGAGGGCUGGGUCCUGACGGCAUCGUGUGGUUCCCGUGGAAGAACACAGACUACUACUCCCUGAAGAAGACCACCAUGAUGAUCCGGCCCCGGGCCUUCCGGCCUCACUUCUCCCUGUGACAGGGCCCCAGUUCCAUCCCCGACUCCAGGCUUCAGACCCCAACCUCAGCCCUCCGCUUCCAGCCUCAGACCUCAGCCCAUAGCCUCAGCCACAGCGCUCAGCCUCCAGCUCUGGCCUCCGCCCUCAACCUUCAGCCUCAACUUCAGCCUCAGCUGUCAGCCCCAGGUCUGCUCCAGCCCCAGCCCCUGUCCCAUUCUCAGUCCCUCAGCCCCCAGCCUCAUCCCGGGCACCCCCCACCCCCCGUUGGAUGUUGGCCGAUGAGAACCAAGCUGGUCCAGGCCUUGGCCCAGAGCCUCCGUUCCUCUGGCUGACCCACAUCCUCUCCUUGGACACUGCCCCACCAGGGUCCCUGGAGGGGCUGGAUGGGGCAGCGCAGCAGUGUUGGCUCUGUGGCAAGGGCACCAGCACAAUGGAGAAUACCAGUGGGGGCAGAGCCAGUGACUCCUGGUGGAGCCAACAGGGACAGUACAGUAGAACUAGUGUACAUGACCUCUGUCCUGGAAGAGUUUACAAUCUAGCGGGGGAAACAGAAACAAAAAUAACCUAUAGUUCAGAGGAAGAAGGAAAGUGGAUACUUGGGAGAGUGUUUCAGUAUGGGGGUAGGCCAAAGUGCUAUAGGAGGCUGUAAGUUCAUAAGUGUGUGGUCGGCAUAAAGUUCUGCGGGGGUCCCUGUGGUAGUAAAUCUGGGUCAGGGGAGAAAUGAUCCAGGGAAGGCCUCCUGGAGGAGGUGGGUUUUGAGGUUAGGUGGAGCUGUGAUCUGGUGGUUUUGAAGGGGAAGAAUGUGAACAAGAGGUCAAAGGUAGGAGAGAUGAGAUGGAGCUACUGUGAGCAAUUUGGAUUAAGAGAAGUAAAGUGUGUGAGCUGGGGCUUAAUGAGAGAAGAGAGUGGUUAAGUAGGAGGGAGGGAGCUGACUGAGCCAGUGGUCAGGAUG